CCGAUCAUUUGGUCUGAUUAUCGAAUCUGUGCGUUGUGGCCCCAGGUAUAUGCCACACCGAGCGGUGGUGACUCAAGCCUCGCUUCCGGCCCCCGGCAAGGAUGCCAUUCCGCGUCUUGCAUGGCGUCGCCGACGCGUGCCUGCUCUAGUAUAAAGCGAUGGACCGAAAGUUGAUAGAGCGGCUACCACAAAAUUAGGACCAUGCAGCCUCCGCCGCAGUUCUCCGGCAGGUCACUCUAUGUGCCUGUCUGUGCCGCUGGUUUUUCUCUGCUCGUAUUUGCCACACAACUUGUCAUCCAUCGGGCGCGCAAAAAGUCCUCCCACGUCCCUGACGGGCGUGCACACGAUGCUGAACGAAGCGUAUCCUCGUCACUCAAGAAUUAUGUCGCAGGCACCGGUGGGCCGACAGCUGCAGUCCUCAACGGCUUGCGCGUGCUCUCUUGUCUCGUACUACUGUGCCUAUCCGUGUACAGUGCGACACUCUCGGAGUCCCCAUCGUGGGUCGCGCUCGGCUUCUGUACCACAUAUACAUACGCAACUAUUCUCAGCUUAACAUCGCUCGCCGUGCCGUCGUGGAACGCAGCCGCGUCAGGCCACGUCACCUUCGUGCUGCUGGUGACAUGGAUCGUCUAUGUCUAUCGGGACGUCUGGCCGCUGGCAACAUAUUAUUUAGCUCCGGCAAAUGACCAGGAUGCCUUAUUUUGGGCCACCUUUGCUGUACUUUCUGUCGCAGCGGUGAUUGUACCACUUACUGUUCCCCGGAAGUACGUGCCAUAUGACCCGCAGGACCCGACGCCCAACCCGAACCCGGAGCAGACAUGUUCUAUCCUGUCGAUGAUGCUCUUCUCCUUCCUAGAUCCAGUCAUCUGGGACGGGUAUCGGUCGUCGCACCUAGCCGUUGAACAGUUGCCGCCUUUGUGCGAUUUCGAGCGCAUGAAGUACAUGUCUAAGAGAAGUUUUCCCUAUCUGGACCCUCUGGACCCUCAGUCUAGCCGGCAUGUCUUCUGGGGAAUAAUGAGACUGUACAGUUAAGAGUGUCCGUUCUGU
Phanerochaete carnosa HHB-10118-sp is the source of this 1047-nucleotide messenger RNA. RefSeq lists its product as uncharacterized. The transcript is spliced from 4 exons. The record is from RefSeq and is a predicted model, not a curated record. The coding region runs from base 202 to 1032 and encodes 276 amino acids. NCBI's taxonomy places the organism in Eukaryota, Fungi, Basidiomycota, Agaricomycetes, Polyporales, Phanerochaetaceae.